AUGUUUUUAGAGGAGAAGAAGAAGUUGAAAAAGGUUUUAGGAAAGCAACGGGUGUGUUUGACGACUGAUACUUGGACAUCAAUUCAGAACAUCAAUUACAUGUGUUUGAUCGCACGUUGGAUCGAUGAAGAUUGGAAUAUGCAGAAAAGGAUCAUUAAUUUCAUCCAAGUUCCGAAUCAUAAAAGAGAAACAGUUGCACAGGAGAUUUUGGUUUGCCUUAAUGAUUGGGGCAUAACUGCAUUGUUCACAGUUACAGUGGACAAUGUAUCGUCCAAUGAUGUGGCUAUGGACAGGUUGAAGAGAAAAGUCAAAGAUAUUCUUAAUUUUCUCGUCUUAGAUGGCCAGGCGAUACAUAUGCGGUGUGUCUGUCACAUUCUAAACUUGAUUGUUAAUGAUGGGCUCACGGACUUAGCAUAUUCUAUUGCAAGCAUCCGCAAUGCAGUUAGGUAUGUGAGGUCCUCACCUCAACGCCUUAAGAAGUUUAAGGAGUGCAUGAAGGAAGAAAACAUCAACUCAACUGCCCUAUUGUGUUUGGAUGUGAAGACGAGGUGGAGCUCUACCUACCUAAUGUUGGAGACUUCUUUUAAGUUUGUCCCCAUUUUUGAGAGGUUGCUUUUGGAUCAAAACUAUUGUGCUUACUUUGAUGAAGUUAUAAAAGAUAAAAAGAUGAAGGGUCCACCAAAUGAGACAGAUUGGGACAAUGCAAGGGUUUUUCUGAGGUUCUUAGGAAAGUUUUACACUUUGAUGAAGAAGUUUAAUCGUUCAUAUUAUGUCACUUCAAACUUCUAUUUUAAAGAUAUUUGUGCUGUCAAACGAGAGUUGAUUAAGUUAGAGGAGUGUGAUGAUCCUCUGUUGAAUGAAAUGGCAACAAUGAUGAAUAAGAAAUUUGAUAAGUAUUGGGGAAAUGUCGAGAAAAUGAAUCACAUGAUGUUUCUUGGCUUGGUUCUUGAUCCAAGAUAUAAGUUGGAUUAUCUUGCUCUUGCCUUCAAGUGUAUCUACUAUGAUUCGAUAUCUGACACGAUGUUAAAAGGGGUUGAGGACACAUUGUGUAGAUUUCGUUCAACAAUUACGGCAUCUAGUGAACCCACCUCAAUGCCAGUUAUUGAUGAUGAGAUAGAGGCCAUGUUUAGAAAGCAAAAGAUGAGUGGGGAUGGUGUAAAUAUGCUAAAGAAUGAUGUGGAUAAAUAUUUAUCUAAGCAAUGUGAAGAGCUAGUGGAUGACAAUUUUAACAUCCUUGGCUGGUGGAAAGUCAAUGCUCCUAGUUCUGAUUUGACGGUUGCAUCUGAAUCAACUUUUUCUACCGGUCGUCGUAUUCUUGAUCCUUUUAGGAGUUCAUUGGCUCCUAGGAUGGUGGAAGCACUUAUUUGCUUGAAAAAUUGGUUGAAUGCGAAGGAUGAAGAAUAUGAACCCGUGGUUCUUAGGCAAUAUAUGGAUGAGGUUGAAUCUUUUGUAGAUUGCUAUCAUGUUGUCUCAUAUGAUGGUGAGGUUGUUUCUUCUACUCAAACAAAGGAUGACGAUGGCGCUCAAGUAAAUGAUGCGGAAUCUUCUAAAAGAUCCAAUGAGAAGAUGAAGAUAUUUCUCUUCAUACUUGUACAAUCAUUUGUGCUGCUAAAUCUCUUCCAUUUUCACUUAGCAGGAACCGAUCAUGAGAUCAGUCAACAACGACCGAAAAGGACUUACAUUAUCCACAUGGACAAGUCCAACAAGCCAGCAGUUUUCGACGAUCACGUAAACUGGUACGACUCAUCUUUGAAAUCGGUGUCCGACUCAGCUGAAAUGCUUUACACCUACGACAAUGUAAUUCACGGCUUUUCUACGAGGAUCACUGAAGAAGAAGCCCAUUUGCUCAACAACCAACCCGGUGUUGUUUCUGUAAUACCCGAAACCAGGUACGAGCUUCACACAACUCGAACUCCGGACUUUCUCGGACUCAAAGAGAGCUACUCGCUCAUCGCUGCGUCGGAUAAAGCCAGCGAUGUCAUCAUCGGUGUUUUGGACACCGGAGUUUGGCCCGAGAUCGAAAGCUACGACGACAAGGGUCUUGGUCCGGUGCCGAAAAGCUGGAAAGGAAAGUGCGAGGCGGGGAAGAACUUCAACUCCUCGAGCUGCAACAGAAAGCUGAUCGGGGCGAGGUCUUUCUACAAAGGGUACGAGAAAGAGGCGGGAAGGAUUGAUGAGAAAGUGGAAUCGAAAUCCCCGAGAGAUGACGAUGGCCACGGAACUCACACCUCGACGACCGCAGCAGGGUCCCAUGUUUCGAGUGCGAGCGUCUUGGGCUACGCUUCCGGGACGGCGCGUGGAAUGGCUCCCACGGCCCGAGUCGCCACCUACAAGGUAUGCUGGCUCAAGGGAUGUUUCGACUCCGAUCUAAUCGCAGGCUUUGAUAAGGCCAUUGCGGAUGGUGUCCACAUCCUAUCCAUGUCGCUUGGCGGUGGCUCCGGUACUGAAUACCACUCAGAUAUUCUAGCCAUUGCUACUUUUGCCGCCACUGCACGGGGAAUACUAGUAUCCGCCUCGGCCGGAAACAGUGGACCGUACCAUGGAACAGUGUUCAAUGCUGCGCCGUGGAUAACCACGGUGGGCGCCGGGACAAUUGACCGUGAUUUCCCAGCUUAUGUUAAGCUUGGAAACGGACAAGAGUACAAAGGCGUUUCCCUUUACAAAGGAAAACAAUUAUCAGACAAGGUGUUGGUUCCGAUUGUUUACGGUGCUAGCGUAAGUAACGACUCGGAUGGGGCUUUUUGCCUGCCCGGCAGUUUGAUUCCGAAAAAGACUAAGGGGAAAAUAGUGAUAUGCUUUCAUGGAAGAAACGGUAGAGUUCAAGCGGGUCUGGUUGUGAAAGACGCUGGUGGCAUUGGCAUGAUUUAUACUAGAGACGACGAUUCCCAUGGGGAAGAGCUAGUCGCCGAUGCCCAUCUCUUGCCCGCAGCAUUUGUGAGCCUAGAAAAAGGGCUUGAGAUACGGAGAUAUGUGGAUUCCGUGGCUAAUCCAACAGCUACAAUCAUCCAAGGAGCUACAAAGUUGGGCGUUCAACCGUCGCCAAUAGUUGCAUCUUUCCGCUCUCGCGGCCCAAAUCGACGCACUCCAGAGAUACUCAAACCCGACCUUAUAGCCCCAGGAGUGAACAUCCUGGCCGGGUGGACAGGCGCAGUUGGGCCGAGUGGAUUGAGCCUCGACAAGAGGCGGGUGAACUUCAACAUUAUUUCAGGCACGUCAAUGUCUUGCCCACACGUGAGCGGCCUUGCAGCUCUUCUCAAGGCUGCGCAUCCAAAAUGGAGCCCUGCUGCUAUUAGGUCGUCCCUUAUGACAACCGCCUACUCAACCUAUAAAAAUGGCAAAACCAUAGAAGACGUUGUUACGGCAAGAGCCGCGACACCAUUCGAUUUCGGAGCUGGGCAUGUGGAUCCAGUGGCAGCCCUUGACCCUGGACUAGUCUAUGAUGCUACUGUUGAAGACUACAUAAACUUCCUGUGUGCCUUGGAUUAUGCUCCGGAGCAGAUUAAGACGGUCACUAAGAGAGAUUUCACGUGCAAUUCGACAAAGAAAUACAGCGUGGGAGAUCUUAACUACCCAUCUUUUGCUGUUCCUUUUAAAGCAGAAUCGGAGGAAGAGGUUGGAGCUACUAAGAAUGUGUCACAAACUAUGACAUACACUAGAACUCUCACAAACGUUGGUGCCCCAGCAAAGUAUGAAGUCUCAGUAUCAAAGAUUGACUCAGUGAAGAUUUUGGUCAAACCAAAAUCAUUGAGUUUCAAGAAGGCAUAUGAGAAGAAGACUUACACUGUCACGUUUGUUGCUAGUACUUUGCAAUGGGGUACAAAACAUUUUGGUCGCUUGGAAUGGUCAGAUGGCAAACACAUUGUUGGAAGUCCAAUUGCUUUUAGUUGGUCACUAUAAGCAUUUUUUUUUUUCAAUUAAAUGCUCAUUACCAGUGGGAAGACCUGAUGUUUUGUUCCAUCCGAUGGUUGUCUUGUGUAACAUGGCAAAGUGUGUACCACUCGAAAAAAAAUAAAAAUAAAUAAAAAACCCACUUUGUAUGUCGUUUCAA
Morus notabilis is the source of this 4048-nucleotide messenger RNA. RefSeq names its product subtilisin-like protease SBT1.7. The transcript has 5 exons. The record is from RefSeq and is a predicted model, not a curated record. Gene Ontology annotation, molecular function: serine-type endopeptidase activity; protein dimerization activity; DNA binding. The coding region runs from base 1 to 3897 and encodes 1298 amino acids. NCBI's taxonomy places the organism in Eukaryota, Viridiplantae, Streptophyta, Magnoliopsida, Rosales, Moraceae. Gene Ontology annotation, biological process: proteolysis.